ACCCGCCGCCCGAGCGCGCAUCUCGCACCCAGCACCGCCGACCCGCCAGCAGCAAGGAAGAUGCUGAGCUUCUUCCGCCGAACGCUGGGGCGCCGGUCGAUGCGCAAGCAGGCCGAGAGAGAACGGCUCCGAGAAGCCCAGCGCGCCAGAACGCACAUCCCGGCUGCCGGCGAGGCCAAAGCCGUCAUAACCUGCCGCGUCUCUCUGCUGGAUGGGACCGAUGUCAGCGUGGACUUGCCGAAAAAAGCCAAAGGACAGGAACUCUUUGAUCAGAUUAUGUACCAUCUGGAUCUCAUCGAAAACGAUUACUUUGGACUGAGGUUUAUGGAUUCAGCACAAGUGGCGCAUUGGUUGGACAGUACAAAGAGUAUCAAAAAACAAGUGAAAAUUGGUUCACCCUAUUGCCUGCAUCUCCGAGUCAAGUUUUACUCUUCAGAGCCAAACAAUCUCCGGGAGGAGCUGACACGAUAUUUAUUUGUUCUUCAACUGAAACAAGAUAUUCUCAGUGGAAAGUUGGAAUGCCCCUUUGAUACAGCGGUUCAGUUGGCAGCUUAUACCUUGCAAGCGGAACUCGGAGACUAUGACCCGGCCGAGCACGUCCCUGACCUUGUUUCGGAGUUCAGGUUUGUGCCUACUCAGACCGAAGAGAUGGAACUAGCUAUCUUUGAGAAAUGGAAGGAGUACAGGAGUCAAACUCCAGCCCAAGCUGAAACCAACUAUCUGAACAAAGCCAAGUGGCUGGAAAUGUACGGGGUGGAUAUGCACGUGGUUAAGGCCCGAGAUGGGAAUGAUUAUAGCCUUGGACUAACCCCAACCGGCGUUCUCGUGUUUGAAGGAGAAACCAAAAUUGGAUUAUUUUUCUGGCCUAAGAUAACCCGAUUGGACUUCAAGAAGAACAAGCUAACUCUGGUCGUUGUAGAGGAUGAUGAGCAGGGCAAAGAGCAGGAGCACACGUUUGUCUUUAGGCUGGAGCAUCCAAAAGCGUGCAAACACUUGUGGAAAUGUGCCGUGGAGCAUCAUGCUUUCUUCCGCCUCCGGGGGCCAGUCCAGAAGAGCUCCAGUCGGUCCGGGUUUAUCCGACUGGGAUCGCGGUUCAGAUACAGUGGGAAAACUGAGUAUCAAACCACAAAAACCAACAAAGCAAGACGGUCGACCUCCUUUGAAAGAAGACCCAGCAAACGGUAUUCCCGGCGGACUCUACAGAUGAGAGCAAACGCAGCUAAACUGGAAGAAGCCAGCCUUCAGAAUAAUGUUCCAACCCAGAAUAAUGGAUCACAGGCUUGGGGUCUGAGGCCGGCUUUGCCUGUGGUCCAAGCAGUUCCUGCUACCCCUGUGUUGGUGGAGAUAGAAAACCUGCCACGGAGUCCAGGAGCUGGCCAAGACAGGAAAUGCAUGCGUCAGAUUGGCGACUUCCUAGACAGCAAAGAACUCUUGGAGAUUCCCAGCGAAAAUGCUCUAGGAGUACCUGGAAUGGCUGUGGGAGUUGAGGAGGCCAGCGUGGGCAAGACAUCCCCUGAACUUAAGGAACCCGAAGCUGAGAAAAUGGAGCUCAAUGGCUUCGAGGACUCGUCGGUGAAACUGAAACUCCUCGAGACUGAAAACAGUUUCUCGCCAGCCCCACGUCCCGAUGUCAACGUGAACGUCAACAAACAGGAAGAAGUGGUGAAGUUGACUGAGAAAUAUCUUAAUAAUGCUAUUGAAAGCCCAGGAUUGACUCCAGCGAGGGUCCCCGCCGACAUCAAGAGCAACAUCCUGAAGGCUCAGGUGGAAGCAGGGCACAAGGUGACAAGAGAUGACAACUCAUCAAGCCCCAAAAACUCCAAUGUUCAGGAUGCAUCUAACAGGGGCUUCUUUCCGGGGACCACCCUGCCCAACCUGCCUCUAACUGCUAGAAGCCCUGCUACCCCCUUGGAGCCCAGAGAGGCCCUGAAAGAGGACCCCGUUUCCAGUCCCUCCUUCCUCCAGCACAACCCAGAAGGGUUGCUCUCUUUCAGCGAGGCAUCCAACGAGGAAAAUAAAGCCCCCGGCCCGGAAGACCCACCGAUCCUACCAACUCUAGCGCCCGCCAAGGCUGAUGCCAUUUUCAAGAGCGCCACAGAUGAUUUGGAUGUUCUGCUCUCAUCUCUAACGGAGAACCUGAUGGAUUUCACGGAAGCCAGGCCUCGGGAGCCUUCAUUCUCUUCCCUGACUCCCCGGUGGAUCGUGCCGAGUGGAGGGAUCGCCAAUGGGCUCCUCGGGCCCGAGGAGAGUUUGGGAAGGAAAGGAAACCAAAGCGAUGUCGACAUGCUCUCCGUGGUCUCGCCACCAGCUCCGUUCUCCGUGGACGCCGUAACCAGCUUGGACCCCUCUGGGGCCGAAGAAGCCAUCGUGAGGCCGAAAUGCCUGCUGACGACGGAGCUCUGAGGGAGGCCCGCUGCUCCUCGUUUCUGCUCCCACCCACAGCUAGACGGCCGCGCGCCGUCUGGAGACCCGUCCUGGAACUGAGCCCCGGCUGCAACCCGCCCCGGGCCCUCGGCUCGGCCGGGCCGCUCCGCCGGGGCGCUCAUCCUUGGCCGCCCGUCCCGCCCGUCCCAAGACCCUCAUCCCGAACUCCUCAUCCCGGGCCGCUCCUCCAGGGCCGUGGUUCCCCGGCGCUCGGCCUUCACUUGCCCGGCGCUCGGCGGUCGAAAGGCUCCGCGAGGUUAAGCGGGGUCCGGCGGCCACGUGCCCCGUCCCGGUCGCAUCUCGACUGGAAAGGGAGUCAGGUCGGCCGGUGCCGCCCACUCACCCACCCGCCUCCAUAGGAGGCCUCGGUCUCUUUGUCUUGCUGCUAUGGGGGCUUCCAUGGGGCACCCGAGUCUGUGAUAGACGCCAGCCCAUUCAGAGGGCUGGAGAAGGAUCAGAUAGAGCGGUAGCCCCAUCUGCUGGUGCCGCCGAAUAGAAUCUCGUGCAACGUUAGUUUUUCAAUGCUGAGAAUCCGGUGGGUGGAAGGGAUGCUGCCCUCGCCCGUGCCCCUGCCCCUGCCCCCCUUGGCCUCUGCGCCUGGAGUGAACAUUCUCCUAGUCCCCUGCCCAGGAUACAGCCAGAAAGCCCAACAUAACUGGAAAUUGAAACUUCGGGAGUGGACGUGGGCCUCGCCUGGGGAAACGGGAAGCACCCUAACAAAUUUGAGUUUCCACUGCAUUUUAUCAUAGAGAAACCACAGGACCGGUCCGGCUUCCUUCCCACUUGAAAUAAAGCGGGCCGACCUCGGCCUCCCCUUACAGUUUA
This is a messenger RNA of Ornithorhynchus anatinus (platypus), 3249 nucleotides long. RefSeq names its product erythrocyte membrane protein band 4.1 like 5 (gene EPB41L5). NCBI's taxonomy places the organism in Eukaryota, Metazoa, Chordata, Mammalia, Monotremata, Ornithorhynchidae. Bases 61 to 2403 code for a protein of 780 amino acids. Gene Ontology annotation, cellular component: cytoskeleton. The record is from RefSeq and is a predicted model, not a curated record. Gene Ontology annotation, molecular function: cytoskeletal protein binding. The transcript is spliced from 26 exons.